CGUUACAAUCUUUAUAUAUAAACGUAGCUACGUUCCCUCUUCUCUCCCACUUAUACUUCCCAUUCAUAGUACAAAAUUAAGAGACAACAGAAGAGUCAACAUGUCGAGAAUUUCGCCGGAAAAGUCUAGGUUUGCUCAGACUUGUAAUCUUCUCAGCCAUUAUGUUAAAGAGAAGGGGAGUCUUCGAGAUCUUAACAUAGAUAUCAACGGAGGAGUAUCUGCACACAAUAAUGUGAAGCCUAUGAAUCUUUUUCCCCAGUAUGCCACUAUGCAAGAUGCUGUCAGAAUCACCAGCUCCAGGGAAAAAAAUGAGACCGAGGUUAAAAAUGGGCAGAUGACUAUAAUCUACGCGGGACAAGUUUUGGUGUUUGAUGAUUUUUCUGCGGUGAAAGCCAACGAAGUGAUGCAACUCGCAAGCAAGUAUGUUAAUGCAAGCAAAGUGGUCGAAAAUCCUAGCAACUCGAUGGCGUUUGCCUCCAGCAUGGGUUCGAUUUCAGGUUCGGUUGAAGCGCAAAACGAAAUAAAGCAACAAGCGCAACCGAUUUGGUUGGAUCUGCCGAUUGCAAGAAGAGCUUCACUGCAUAGGUUCUUAUCGAAAAGGAAAGACAGGGCUAGUUCAAGAGGGCCAUAUCAGUUGCACAAGCCAUCUGCAGAAUCUCCCAAGGAACUGUUCGAUCUCAACUUGUAGUCAAUGCUGGGAUAUUAUUUGAUAUUUUAUUUAUUUACUAAUGCUGUUACAGAUUCUUUUUAUAUUUGAUGUAUGUUUACCAGACAAUUAGUUAUACGUGUUCAGUGUUCUGAUCUGAA
Molecule: messenger RNA, 807 nt
Organism: Daucus carota subsp. sativus
Lineage: Eukaryota; Viridiplantae; Streptophyta; Magnoliopsida; Apiales; Apiaceae
Product: protein TIFY 10A
Exons: 2
Coding region: 101-688 (195 amino acids)
Biological process (GO): regulation of jasmonic acid mediated signaling pathway; response to wounding; regulation of defense response
Cellular component (GO): nucleus
Source: RefSeq, a predicted model, not a curated record